Messenger RNA from Mauremys reevesii (Reeves's turtle), 1969 nucleotides. RefSeq names its product fibroblast growth factor receptor 3-like. Gene Ontology annotation, molecular function: ATP binding; fibroblast growth factor binding; fibroblast growth factor receptor activity. The coding region runs from base 31 to 1938 and encodes 635 amino acids. The transcript has 15 exons. The record is from RefSeq and is a predicted model, not a curated record. Gene Ontology annotation, biological process: protein phosphorylation; positive regulation of MAPK cascade; multicellular organism development. Gene Ontology annotation, cellular component: membrane; signaling receptor complex. NCBI's taxonomy places the organism in Eukaryota, Metazoa, Chordata, Testudines, Geoemydidae.
GGUGCUCCUUAUUGGACCCAUUUAGAAAGGAUGAAGAAGAAGCUGCUAGCUGUGCCGGCAGCAAGUACUGUUCGCUUCCGUUGCCCUGCAGCAGGCAACCCCACCCCAUCCAUAUACUGGCUGAAAAAUGGCAAAGUAUUCAAGGGAGAACAUCGAAUUGGGGGCAUCAAAUUACGGCAUCAGCAGUGGAGCCUAGUGAUGGAGAGUGUGGUUCCGUCAGACCGAGGGAACUACACGUGCAUUGUAGAGAACAAAUAUGGCAGCAUUAGGCACACUUACCAGCUAGAUGUAGUAGAAAGGUCCCGCCACCGGCCUAUUCUCCAGGCUGGACUGCCUGCCAACCAGACUGUGGUGGUAGGGAGUGAUGUCGAAUUCCACUGCAAGGUGUACAGUGAUGCCCAGCCUCACAUCCAGUGGCUGAAACACGUGGAAGUCAACGGCAGUAAAUAUGGAUCCAACGGGACGUCUGUCACGGUGCUAAAGACGUCAGGUGUUAACACAGCGGCUGAGGAGCUAGAAAUUCUGUACUUGCGAAAUGUUACUUUUGAGGAUGCAGGGGAAUAUAUUUGCCUCGCUGGGAAUUCUAUGGGGUUUUCACAUCAUUCUGCUUGGCUGACGGUUCUACCAGCCCAGAAGCUAGUGGAGGCAGAUGAUUCUGGCUCCAUUUUUGCUGUCAUCCUCCGCUAUGGGGUUGGCUUCGUUUUCUUCUUCUUGGUGGUUGUCAUCGUGAUUGUCUGUAGGGUGAAAAUGACCAACAAAAAAGCCAUGAACACCCCCACUGUACAGGCAGUUGGCAAUAACAUUUUAUUUGUUCUAUUGAAGCUGGUGUCAUUGGAGUCAAACCCUUCCAUGAAUUCCGGUACCCCUCUGGUCAAUCUCACCCACCUCUCAUCCAGCGAUGGGCUGAAGCUAGCAAAUGUCUCAGAGCUCGAGCUGCCUGCUGAUCCCAAGUGGGAAUUAAUGAGAUCUCGCCUGACUCUGGGGAAACCUCUGGGUGAAGGUUGUUUUGGUCAAGUGGUGAUGGCAGAAGCGAUUGGGAUCGAUAAGGACAAACCAGACAAGGCCAUCACUGUAGCUGUCAAGAUGUUAAAAGAUGAUGCUACUGACGAGGAUCUUUCUGACCUGGUGUCCGAAAUGGAAAUGUUGAAAAUGAUUGGGAACCACAAAAAUAUCAUUAACCUCCUAGGUGCCUGCACGCAGGAUGGCCCACUUUACAUUCUGGUAGAAUAUGCGUCAAAAGGGAACUUGCAGGAAUAUCUCCGGGAUCAUCGGCCGCCCGACAUUUUUUCACUCGACACCUGCAAGCUGCCAGAAGAGCAGUUAACGUUUAAAGAUUUAGUCUCGUGCGCCUACCAGGUGUCCCAUGGCAUGGAGUAUUUGGCGUCUCAGAAAUGCAUUCACCGAGACUUGGCAGCCAGGAACGUGUUAGUCACUGAAGACAAUGUGAUGAAAAUAGCCGAUUUCGGCCUAGCCAGAGAUGUUGGCAACAUCAGCCGUUACAAGAAAACAACCAGUGGUCGGCUGCCUGUGAAAUGGAUGGCUCUAGAAGCAUUGUUUGAUGGGGUCUACACUCACCAGAGCGAUGUCUGGUCUUUUGGAGUGCUGCUAUGGGAGAUCUUUACUUUGGGGGGGUCUCCAUAUCCGGGAAUUCCAAGCAAGGAACUCUUCAAAUUCUUAAAAGAAGGCAAUCGGCUGGACAAGCCAGCAAACUGCACUCAUGACCUGUACAUGAUCAUGAAGGAGUGCUGGCAUGUAGUCCCAUCGGAACGGCCAACCUUUAAGCAGCUAGUGGAAGACCUGGAUAGGGUCCUUACUGUAACACCAACUGAGGAGUACCUUGACCUCUCCGUGCCAUUUGAGCAGUAUUCCCCCGCCCGCCAGGACACACACAGCACCCACUCUUCAGGAGACUAUUGCGCAAUGAAGGCUCUUCCGUGAAACUGCUUGGUAAUUCAAGAAGCUUUUUGUU